Messenger RNA from Suillus paluster, 429 nucleotides. RefSeq lists its product as uncharacterized. The annotation marks the transcript as partial. Lineage: Eukaryota; Fungi; Basidiomycota; Agaricomycetes; Boletales; Suillaceae. The transcript has a single exon. The record is from RefSeq and is a predicted model, not a curated record.
AUGUCACACAGAGAAGUCGUAAAAGCCAUCAAGGAAGCUCUAGCGAAGAUCCGAAAUGACUCCACCCCGGAAGGCGACAUUAGAGCAGUAUCUACCUUUCACAAUGGAGGUGUCAUAGUAGAAUUGGAAAGCGAAACCCUCGCAGCAUGGCUGAGGAUACCUGAAGGCAGAUCAGCUCUACUAGCAGAACUCAGACCAACAGUAUCAUUCCGCACUCGCUCUUUCCCCCUUGUAGCAGAGUACCUACCCAUCCAGAUGCAGAUUGAGGGAGAAAACUUCCUUCGGGCAGUAGAACAAGAAAACAGCCUCCCAGAGAACUCACUAGUAUCAGUCUGUUGGAUCAAAUCUCCAAUGAGGAGAUCUCAGGAACAACAGAAAGCAUUUGCACUCAUUCAAGUAGCUGACACACCUACAGCCAACACCAUCAUC